Messenger RNA from Postia placenta MAD-698-R-SB12, 1554 nucleotides. RefSeq lists its product as hypothetical. Gene Ontology annotation, biological process: glucose metabolic process; pentose-phosphate shunt, oxidative branch. The transcript has 8 exons. NCBI's taxonomy places the organism in Eukaryota, Fungi, Basidiomycota, Agaricomycetes, Polyporales, Adustoporiaceae. Gene Ontology annotation, cellular component: cytosol. Gene Ontology annotation, molecular function: glucose-6-phosphate dehydrogenase activity; NADP binding. The record is from RefSeq and is a predicted model, not a curated record. The coding region runs from base 1 to 1554 and encodes 517 amino acids.
AUGACAACCCGUCCGCGCGCAAUGUCGGGGACUAUUCCCUCCAUGGAGUCUGCACAUGAUGAGCUCAAGGAGAACACCACCAUCACCGUGCUCGGGGCAUCUGGGGAUCUGGCAAAGAAGAAAACAUAUCCCGCAUUAUUUGGGCUUUACCGUAUGGGCUUCCUGCCCAAGGGUGUUCACAUUGUGGGCUAUGCGCGCACGAAGAUGGAUGCGGCCGAGUACCACAAGCGCAUCACAUCAUAUAUCAAGAAUCCUGAUAACGACCCCGAAGUGUCUGCUAAGCUGGAGGAAUUCAAGAACCUGUCGACAUAUAUCUCCGGUGGAUAUGAGGACUCGCCCUCGUUCGCAAACCUCAACAAGAGCCUUGAGAAGAUCGAGUCUGGUUACCAAGGCAAGGAGCGCAACCGUGUCUUUUACCUUGCCCUCCCUCCCAGCGUCUUCAUCCCCGUCGCACAGCACUUGAAGGAGCAAUGCUACGUCACCCCCGAUGUUGGCAAGUGCCGCAUCAUCGUCGAGAAGCCGUUCGGAAAGGACCUCGAGUCCUCGCGCGAACUCUUGAGCUCGCUCAAGCAGCACUGGACUGAGGACGAGACUUUCCGGAUUGACCACUACCUCGGCAAGGAGAUGGUCAAGAACCUACUCGUACUCCGGUUUGCCAACGUGGCGUUGAACGCUUUCUGGGACAAGAACUCCAUUAGUAACGUCCAGAUCACGUUCAAGGAGCCGUUCGGUACUGAGGGUCGUGGUGGCUACUUCGACGAAUUUGGUAUCAUCCGUGACAUCCUCCAGAACCACUUGCUACAGGUGCUCAGCAUCCUCACGAUGGAGCGGCCCGUGUCCUUCGCCUCAGAGGACAUCCGUGACGAGAAGGUCAAAGUACUCCGUGCCAUCCCUCCCGUCGAGCGCAGCGACACGCUGCUUGGGCAGUACGUCGGUGCCAAUGGCAAGCCCGGCUACUUUGACGACGACACCGUCCCGCACAAUUCGGUCUGCCCUACAUACGCAGCGACGACGCUUUGGAUCCACAACCCGCGGUGGGAGGGCGUGCCGUUCAUCCUCAAGGCUGGAAAGGCUCUGAACGAGGCGAAGGUGGAGGUUCGAGUACAAUUCAAGGACGUCACCCAGGGCAUCUUCAAGGACAUCUCGCGUAAUGAGCUCGUGAUCCGCAUCCAGCCGUCCGAGGCGGUCUACCUGAAGCUCAACACGAAGACACCUGGCCUGAACACACGCGCGAUCCCGACCGAGAUGGACCUCACGUACAAGCGGCGCUUCACCGAGGCGAAGAUUCCAGAAGCAUACGAAUCGCUCAUCCUCGACGCAUUAAAAGGCGACCACUCGAACUUUGUGCGAGACGACGAACUCGACGUUGCGUGGAAGAUCUUUACCCCCAUCCUGCACUGGAUAGAAGGUCGGAAUGGACCGUCGCCCAAGCCAGUACCCUACCCGUACGGCUCGCGUGGCCCGAAAGAGCUCGACCCCUUCAUCACCAAGUACGGUUACAAGCGGACCGUGCCCGACUACGAGUGGCCGGUCACGAACGUGGCGAUGCUGUGA